This is a messenger RNA of Rotaria sp. Silwood2, 563 nucleotides long. The record is from the annotation of a GenBank genome assembly. NCBI's taxonomy places the organism in Eukaryota, Metazoa, Rotifera, Eurotatoria, Philodinida, Philodinidae.
CCAAUGGAAAUAAUUCAAAUAAUACUCAACAACAAGGACAAGAUAUGAAUUUACUUAUGAAUACUUUAUUAAUGAUGCCUUUUUGGUCAAAUAUAUGUGGAUCAACAAUGCCAAUGCCUGCUGUAUAUCCGAAUAAUGGUAUAACAACAAUACAAAAUAAAAGUACAGAUCAAAUACUUGAUACAUUAGCAACGACAAAUGGAGCAUCGAAUUCCUCAUUAACAUCAGGUGAAUCAUUAAAUAAUGGUACAGGUCAACAUUCAAGUGUAGAUUCAAAUGAUUCAUCAUUAAUUUCAUCGAAUAUAAUUGAUGUAUCAACUGGUGGUUUUGUUGUUUUUAUUUAUGGUAUUGGACCAGAAACAACACAAGAAGAAGUCUUAAAUAUAUUUCAAGGUUUUGGACCUAUACUUCGUACAGAUGUUAUUAAAAAUAAACGAACAACAGUUGGAAAAGGUUAUGGUUUUGUUGUAUUUCGACAUAUGAAUGAUGCAUUAGCAUCUAUUAAAGCAUUACAUAAUAUGCCAUAUAAAGGUCGUUUUUUGCAAGUACGAUUUCGUGUAUAA